Messenger RNA from Laetiporus sulphureus 93-53, 1311 nucleotides. RefSeq names its product NAD(P)-binding protein. The transcript is spliced from 8 exons. NCBI's taxonomy places the organism in Eukaryota, Fungi, Basidiomycota, Agaricomycetes, Polyporales, Laetiporaceae. Gene Ontology annotation, cellular component: lipid droplet; mitochondrion; plasma membrane. The record is from RefSeq and is a predicted model, not a curated record. Bases 1 to 1311 code for a protein of 436 amino acids. Gene Ontology annotation, biological process: glycolipid biosynthetic process.
AUGACUGAUAUCCUGGUGUUAGGCGCGACCGGCUUUACAGGUCGCCUCAUCACGCGACACCUCGUUAACCACCCCGAACGGACAUCAUUCACCCUCGGACUUGCUGGAAGGUCCGAGUCCAAGCUCGAGGAACUCAAGCGCAGCCUCGGACUGGACCAAAGUGUCAAGCUGUAUCAAAUAGAUGUCACGGAGCGUAACCAGAUCGAAGAUGCAGUCAAGAGCGCGAAGGUCAUUAUCAGUGCCGUCGGACCGUAUUGGAGAUUGGGUGCGGAGGUAGUCAGAGCGUGCGUAUUACAUGGGAAGCACUACGUUGAUCUAUGCGGAGAGUCGCACUUUACUCGCCACAUGAUUCUGCGCUGGGACUACGUCGCGACCAAGACCAAAGCAAUCAUUGUCUCAUCAUGCGGACUCGACUCUGUCCCAGCCGAUCUCCUGGUCUACCUCGCGAACAAGACUGUUAAAGCCGCUGCUGGACCUCACGCUGGGCUGGGCAAGUCUCUGACCGUCUAUCGCGUAGCAGGAGGUGUCUCCGGUGGAACAUUAUCGACAAUUUCCAGCACGUUCGACAUCCCGUCGCCCAUCAUUUCGGAAGCUUUAGCGGACUAUUCACUGAGCACUGGUAUUCAAGGCGUUCCAAGUGCGCGGACCAGCCUAUAUUACCCCGUGCCGUAUGCGUCCCCUCCCGAGUACGGGAUGGUCUAUCCAAUGGCACAACCAAACAUCGCGAUUGUGCAGCGGACAUGGGGCCUCCAUCAGCUUGCGACGAUGAAGCUUAAGUUCCACUUGCAGGAGGAGGAGGCGCGGAGCUACGGGCCAGCGCUUUCGUACCAGGAGUGCGUCGUUUUUGACAGCACGUCCAGUAAGCCGUACGCGUUGCUCGCGAGUCUGGCAUACUAUGUGUCCUUGGCGAUGCUGUUCUUUUUGCCUCCGGUUCGAUGGUUGUUCCAGCGGGUGGUGACGCAGCCCGGGGAUGGUCCUUCUAAUGAAACGAUGGAGAAGGGUUUCCUCGAAGCAAUCAACUACACAUCAUCCGCACCCAGCGUUGAUACGCCUCGAGUUGAGAUCAAGACUGUUAUGCGCGGUCAAGGAGACCCAGGAUACCUGCUUACCGCCGUCAUGAUCUCCGAGUCGGCGUUAGCACUGCUGCUCGAUCAGACCGCUCUGCCGCCGCUGGCGCGGGAGGGCGGCGUCCUCACUCCCGCGAGCGCACUCGGCGAUGUAUUGAUCAGGCGUCUAGAAAAGUCUGGGCAUUUCCAGUUCGAGAGCCAGAUGGUUGGUGCGCAGAUCGAAGAGGGAAGGAAGGGGCGGUGA